Sarcophilus harrisii (Tasmanian devil) is the source of this 3161-nucleotide messenger RNA. RefSeq names its product testis associated actin remodelling kinase 2 (gene TESK2). Gene Ontology annotation, cellular component: nucleus; cytoplasm. The record is from RefSeq and is a predicted model, not a curated record. Bases 369 to 2096 code for a protein of 575 amino acids. The transcript is spliced from 11 exons. Gene Ontology annotation, biological process: protein phosphorylation; actin cytoskeleton organization. Lineage: Eukaryota; Metazoa; Chordata; Mammalia; Dasyuromorphia; Dasyuridae. Gene Ontology annotation, molecular function: ATP binding; protein serine/threonine kinase activity.
CAGCCCGGUGGCCGGCGGGGAGAGCGCCUCAGUCGUUCGCGGCUGCUGAGCCCCGAGGACGCGGCCCCAAGAGGGGCAGCGGCCUGGCUCCGGUCCCGGGGACAGGAAUAGCGACGGGGACAGGGACAUGGCUGCCGCCUCUCGGCACGCAGCGCCCCCAGUGCCCGUGCCAAGGACCCGGACUGCCGCCGCCGCCGCCACCGCCGCCGCGGCCGGGGGCUGAGGACUAUGAGCCCUUCGCCCGAGCAGUCAGGCCUCGCUCCGGCCCCGCUGCAGUCUCAGUGUCAAACCAGGAUAGAAAAACUCAACAAGAAUUUAAGAUGUGAAGAGUCUUUUCUUAAAAGAAGAAAAAAGUGAUUGUUGGGACUAUGGAUCGGAGCAAACGGAAUUCCAUUGCAGGAUUUCCUCCCCGCUUAGAGCGUCUGGAAGAUUUGGAAGGGGGCAGUGGAGGGGAUGGAAAUGUGGCCCAGAUAGGAAGAGUGUGGCCAUCUUCAUAUCGAGCUCUCAUAAGUGCCUUUUCUAGACUUACACGUUUAGAUGACUUUACCCGAGAAAAGAUUGGGUCUGGCUUCUUCUCUGAAGUGUUCAAGGUGCGUCACAGAACGUCUGAUCAAGUGAUGGCUCUGAAGAUGAACAUGUUAAGCAGUAACCGGGCAAACAUGCUGAAGGAAGUCCAACUAAUGAACAGACUGUCUCAUCCAAACAUCCUGAGGUUCAUGGGUGUGUGUGUACACCAAGGGCAGUUGCAUGCACUUACAGAGUAUAUCAACUGUGGGAACCUGGAACAACUCCUAGACAGUGACCAACACCUACCCUGGACUGUGAGAGUGAAGCUGGCGUGCGACAUAGCUAUGGGACUUCGCUACCUUCACUUUAAGGGCAUUUUCCAUCGGGACCUCACAUCUAAGAACUGCCUGAUUAAAAAUGAGGAAAACGGUUACUCUGCUGUGGUGGCUGACUUUGGCCUGGCUGAGAAAAUUCCUGACUGCAGUGCAGGAAGCGAGAAGCUGGCAGUGGUGGGCUCACCUUUCUGGAUGGCACCAGAAGUUCUCAGAGACGAGCCCUACAAUGAGAAGGCUGAUGUCUUCUCCUACGGGAUCAUCCUCUGUGAGAUCAUUGCCCGAAUUCAGGCCGACCCCGACUAUCUGCCCCGGACUGAGAACUUCGGCCUGGACUAUGACGCCUUCCAGCACAUGGUGGGAGACUGUCCCCCAGACUUCCUGCAGCUCGCCUUCAACUGCUGCAAUAUGGACCCAAAGCUCCGGCCUCCCUUUGCUGAAAUUGUGAAAACCCUAGAAGAGACUCUGAGCUGUUUACAGGAGGAAGAAUUGGAGAAGGGCAGAAAGCCCCCUCCCAUUGGCAAAGGACUCCUGGAGAAGGGCCCUGGCGUGAAGCGGCCGAGCUCUCUGGACGACAAGAUCCCGCCCAAGUCUCCUCGCCCACGCCGCACCAUCUGGUUGUCCCGAAGCCAGUCGGACAUCUUCACCCACAAACCCCCCCGUGUAGUGAGCGUGCUAGAUCCUUCCUAUGUGCCCCACCGUGGCGCAGGGACUCACUUCCCCAAGAUUAAUCCUUUCAGUGCCCGCCAGGACCUCAAGGGAGGCAAGAUCAAAUUCUUUGACAUGCCCAGCAAGUCAGUCAUCUCUCUGGUGUUUGACCUGGAUGCGCCAGGACCCGGAGGCUCUGGUGGGGGCAUCAGCCGGCUUCCUGCAGAAUGGCAGGAGCCCAUGGCUGCGCCUCUCCGCCGUUGGCGCUCUUUGCCCAGCUGCCCUGAGUUCCUGCAGCGGGAGGCUGGCCCCUUUGGGGGGCGAGAGGAGACCCCUUUUGAGGGCCCCCUGAGACUACUCAGCAGCCUUAAAUAUGGGGUCACAGAGAUCCCACCCUUUCGGGGCCCAGCUUCCUCCCAUGCCUCAGAACAAGAAGCCAUGGACUGUUCCUGUACUGUAAGCCCCCAGGAAGAGAAUGGCUUUGGGCCCCUGGCCCCUGAAGCUAUGGAAGUCGAGGAAUCCCAGCUGCCCCGGAACCUGCUAUCCAGCCUGGUAGGGGCCGCAGCCGGCAGCAGGGCCGGUCAAGGGCAGGUCGAAUGUGAUGGGUGAGCCUGGGCAGGGAUUGGCCCCCUUUCCAGACCAGGCAGCCCCAAACUCUGGUUCAGGGCAGCUCCUUACAAAACCCGAACCUGGGCUCCAUGGUCUUAGGCCUGCUCUCCUCCCGAGCCCCAGGUGAGUCCUGCUGCAUCCUGCCCCUCGUUGGGGAACAGAGUAGAUACGGGGGGAGAUACGGACCUAGCACGGACAGACGGACAGAUGGCCUGCCUCUUCCUGUGGGCCCCGGGAGAGCCAGGCACAUAGCACAGUCGAGAGUUCAGCCUCAGUUAAACCAAAAUCUAGGCCAGGAGCCAUCCGAGGCCCUCCACACCCAUGAACCAGCAUUCUCUGCCACCUCCUGUCUAUCUCCUGAUUGGUCAUCUCUCUUAACUCCUAAUGGGCACUCCUCCUCAAAAGCACUGCUGGGGGGUGGGGGUGGGACAUUGUGCAACAGUCCCAUUGCAGGGUCUCUAGGGGCCUUUUGGGGGUCUGGGGCUAAGCUCUGAAACAGUGAUGAACCAACCAGCAGCAGCAGGAGGGGACAGGGCCAAGUCUCCCACCCGAGGACGUGGACACUUCUUGCCAGUACCCGACACUUGAAUUUCAAAUCUCUCAUUUGCACUUACUGCUCUAGUCCUACGGUUCCUAGGGUGGAUUCUAUGCAAGGGGGGGAGGGGGGUGAAAGGGCAGGCAGGGCCGCCUGUCCUUGGGAUUCAUGAAUUCACAGCUGUCCAGAUGAUGUAUCUAUUUUCAUAUUUAUGAAGGAGUCUUAAACUUGGGCCAUCUGUAAAUAGCUCACCUUGUGACCAGGAGCAUGGGCUCUGGCCACUUCCCGGGACCCCGUCCCACGCACUAACACUGCCCUGGCCGGCUUUGCGAGCCGCGUUUCCAACGUAUGUUUAGGGACGUGUCAAGCACGCGAUUCGUUUGGAGGGAAGGGCCGUUCUGGUGGAGCCGCAAGCAGAACCAAAGAUGAAGCCGGUUAAAUUGUUUCAUAAUUUCUUUCCUUUUUUUUUUUUUUUGGGUAAAUCUUUACUAAGUUGCUUUUGGAUUUACAAAUUAAACGAGUUGCAGGUA